Hansenula ciferrii is the source of this 903-nucleotide messenger RNA. RefSeq names its product DNA-directed RNA polymerase III subunit C34 (gene RPC34). Gene Ontology annotation, biological process: transcription by RNA polymerase III. NCBI's taxonomy places the organism in Eukaryota, Fungi, Ascomycota, Saccharomycetes, Phaffomycetales, Wickerhamomycetaceae. Gene Ontology annotation, cellular component: RNA polymerase III complex. The transcript has a single exon. Bases 1 to 903 code for a protein of 300 amino acids. The record is from RefSeq and is a predicted model, not a curated record.
AUGUCCUCCACAAAUGAGCAAGCAGCUAAAAAGCUACAUCAGGCUAUGAUAGAGGAACCUGAAAAUACACUUUUCACAGAACCAGAACUUAGGAAGAUAGCUGAGGUUGAAAGUGCUGCAGAUUUGAUGGUUAUAGUUCAAGUAUUAUUAAAUCAAAGUCUCGUGAAAUUAGUGAAGCAAAAUGGUGAAUUAAGAUUCCAAGCUGUGGAGAUCCAAGAAGCAGCUAAAAGAGCAAAUAUGACAUCUGAUGAAUCAAUCAUAUAUUCAUAUAUUGAAGCAUCAGGAAGAGAAGGUAUUUGGACCAAGACUAUAAAGGCUCGUACAAAUUUACAUCAGCAUGUUGUUCUCAGAUGUUUGAAGUCACUAGAAGGUCAAAGAUUCAUUAAAAGUGUUAAAUCAGUCAAAUUUCCAACUAGAAAGAUAUAUAUGUUAUACCAUUUAACACCAUCAAUUGAGGUUACCGGUGGGCCAUGGUUCACGGAUGGGGAAUUAGAUUCAGAAUUUGUUGACAGUCUACUAACAAUUGUUUGGAGAUUUGUUACAAACAAGACAUUUCCAAAUAUUUUCAACGAUGAUGCAAAUUUGAAAAAAAACCAACUGUAUGCAGCAAAUUAUAAAAAUUACUCGACUUUGGAAGAAAUUUUAGAGUUCAUCACUAGAAGUCAGGUCACCUCAGAAGAAUUAAUUGAAAACGAUAUUAGAUCGCUUUGUCAGGUUCUAGUUUAUGACGAUAAACUGGAGAAGCUCAAUUUAGAUUGUUAUAGAUCAACAUACCAAAGUGUUGUUGACUUAAAAGAGGAAAGAUUAGAUGAAGGGUUUUCAAUUUUUGAUGCAGCUAGUUAUACUGCUCCAUCUCAGGAAGAAGAUACAGAGAAUGUAUACUUUGAUGAAUAUGUGCUAUGA